UUUCAUACAAUUUUAAAAUUAAUUUUAGAGUUAUUUUAUAAAAAAGAAUGCAGACUAUCAAGUGUGUGGUAGUUGGAGAUGGAGCAGUUGGUAAAACUUGCCUACUCAUCAGCUAUACAACAAACAAGUUUCCUUCUGAGUAUGUACCUACAGUUUUCGAUAACUAUGCUGUUACUGUUAUGAUAGGAGGAGAACCCUACACUCUUGGUUUAUUUGAUACAGCAGGUCAAGAAGAUUACGAUCGUCUGCGUCCGCUUAGUUACCCUCAAACUGAUGUCUUUUUAGUGUGUUUUUCUGUUGUUAGUCCAUCCUCAUUUGAAAAUGUAAAAGAAAAGUGGGUUCCUGAAAUCACACAUCACUGUCAGAAAACUCCAUUUUUAUUAGUUGGUACACAAGUUGACCUUCGGGAUGAUGGAGCUACAAUAGAAAAAUUGGCUAAAAAUAAGCAAAAACCAAUAUCUAUUGAACAAGGUGAGAAAUUAGCUAAAGAAUUGAAAGCUGUCAAAUAUGUUGAAUGUUCGGCGCUCACACAAAAGGGUUUGAAGAAUGUCUUUGAUGAAGCUAUCUUAGCAGCCUUGGAACCUCCAGAACCAGUCAAACGUAAAAGGUGUAUUAUUCUGUAAACUGACAAUUUUUCCGCUUAGAAAAAGUUCAAAAGUAUUUCUGAUUGGAGAGACAAUCAUGAAGAGGAGAAAAAAAAUGUUAUCUCCAGCCAGGUUAUUCAUCAGAUUUUUUAAUAUAUAACUUUUUUUCAAUCCUGGUUUAUUGCAUUUGAAAUUCAAAUUUUUUUUAAUUUAGUUAUUUUCUGUGUGUCCAAAAUCCAAACAAUUUUUUGAAUUGAAAUGAGAGAUGACCGGUCAGCAAAUUAAAUGUGGCAAUUAGUUCGAGGAGUUUCCAACAUGUAAUAUUUUUGAAAAGAGCACAGAUUGUAUUCAUUUGAGUUUUUUCAAGUUGACGAAACCCUACUUUGAGGCUUACAACUGCAAUUUUUAAAGACUAUGUGGUGAAAAAUAUAUAUUACAUCAUGCUUUGCCAUGUUGUACCUCAGAAUUUUUUAGAGGACAAAAAUAUUAAUAUUUGGUCAACUGUAUACAAAUGAUAAUUAAAGGAUUAUUCAAAAAAUACUUUUCCAAAAAUUUGUCUGACAAUGAUAAAACAAAAGUUAUCCAUUUGGAUCGCAUUAUAUAAACUCUUGCAUGGUAAUAAACAUAGAAAUCACUGAACAAUCUUCUCCAAUGAGAAAUUUAUUCUGCUCCAAAAUGGUUAAUUUCAUUUUCAACAAACGGGUAGCUUUGUAUUUUGAAUACUUGGAUAAAUAUACAGUGUGUCCAAGGAUUGAUGUUACAAGAGGUGUGUUGGACUGAACAUUUUUGUCUUAUUUUCGUUUUCUGAAAAACUAAUAGUGAAGCUAAAAAUUUUUUUUAGAUAAUGUUAUUGUUUUGUUAUUGUUGUUAUUUCUCAUCUUGAACAACUCUUAUUGUAAUAUUUUGGUAUAUCAUGAACAUAAAGCAUACAUUACCUGAAAAAAAAAGUUUUGCUUCACUGUCAAGGUAGACGAUAUUUUUAAAAUUCAUUUUUCACCAAGUAGAACUCAAUAUCGCAAUCUUAAAAUAAAAUUAAAAGAUUUUUAAUCCAUCACUUCUCUUGAAAAAUCAAUCCUAUGACACACUAUGUAACUAUUCCUAGAGUGAUGUUGAGAAUGUUUCACAAAUUUGAUCAAAGUGUACUAGGAACAUUAUACAAUAGCACUUGCUUUCUAGUUUUUAAACUCGUUUAUAAAAAAAUUGAAAUUUUUCAUGACAGGAAUAUAAACAUAUAUUAAGUGGUUGGAAUUCAAUCUUUUAAUUUUAUGUUAAUGUCAAUUUUGAAUAGGUUUCUUUUGUUGAUGUUGAAAUGGUGCUAACAUAUUAACAUUAAAAUAUGAUUCGGAUAUGAUUAGAACAAUUUAAUGGAGGCAGAAAUAUUUUGAAAUGGGAUAACCUAUUUAAUAUUUUUGUUAAAAACUCCAAACUACUAGAUUUUGAUGGAAGUAGAAAACUUGAUUGCCUUCAUGAUAAAAAAAAGAUUACUACUUACCAGGAAAAUGUGUAAUGACUGACAGGUUAAAAUAGAAAUUCGUAUGAUGAGCUCAUAAAGCUGAUUAAACUUUAAAUGGAGAACUAUUUUAUCAAGCAGGAAUAGAUUAUUAAUUCCUUCUUAAUGAUAUGAAACCUCAUACUUGCAAAUAAAUGUAUGUUAAUUCUUCAAAUGUCUGCUUGUAUUUUUAUUACUGCAUUCAGUUUUUUCUGAAUUCAAUUCUAAUGUGUUUUCAAUUAAAUAUAUAAAAAGUUCCAAAAUAUAUGUACAGCUUGUCAAAACCAGGAAGAGAUUUGAGAAUUAUAUCUUCCUCUCUCUCACACAGUCAGUCUCCUAACAAACGUGCAUCUUAGGGGAGGUCCUAAGCCAAGACUUUGAAGUCGUUUCCUAGAUUUGACAAGCUUCAAAGCUUCUUGAAUUAAAAAACGAAACUAUUCAUUCUCACAAAGAUCACAUUAGGAAUUUGGUUUUUUUGGUAAUUCAUAGAAAAUGUUUGCCUUCAGUUUGGAACGAACUCUUGCUGUACCAUGAAUCUGAAUUCAAGUAGAAACUGAACCAUUCAAAACUAGCAGCCAUGCAUUUUCUUUUGUAGAUUUAUGAAUUUUCAACAAGUAAUGUUUUCAUUAAUUUGUAUUGUACAUAAAAUAAUCGAGAGAAAGGUCUUGAGAGAAUGUGAUAAGAUUGUAUUUUAUUUAAACAUUUUAUUCACAAUAAAAAUUUGGAUAUUUUUCCAGACUUGAUUUAGUACUAAUAUGUAGGUAUAUUUUAUUGUUUUAUAAGCGUGUACAGACGUUUGAAUGUUGUAUAAUUUAAGUAAGUAUUCUACUAUCGAAUUAUUUAAUAUGAAAAUUAAAAGUUUAUACUUAAAU
Molecule: messenger RNA, 2945 nt
Organism: Leptinotarsa decemlineata (Colorado potato beetle)
Lineage: Eukaryota; Metazoa; Arthropoda; Insecta; Coleoptera; Chrysomelidae
Product: Cell division cycle 42
Biological process (GO): small GTPase-mediated signal transduction
Molecular function (GO): GTP binding; GTPase activity
Source: RefSeq, a predicted model, not a curated record